Guyanagaster necrorhizus is the source of this 1664-nucleotide messenger RNA. RefSeq names its product AFG1-like ATPase. Gene Ontology annotation, molecular function: ATP hydrolysis activity; ATP binding. The transcript is spliced from 8 exons. Bases 50 to 1564 code for a protein of 504 amino acids. The record is from RefSeq and is a predicted model, not a curated record. NCBI's taxonomy places the organism in Eukaryota, Fungi, Basidiomycota, Agaricomycetes, Agaricales, Physalacriaceae. Gene Ontology annotation, biological process: protein quality control for misfolded or incompletely synthesized proteins. Gene Ontology annotation, cellular component: mitochondrion; cytoplasm.
GCCCAUUUGAUUCUAGAUCUGUUUGUCAUUGUCCAAGUCGUAGAUUAGAAUGUCGUCGAGGGCAGCGAGGUCGUUCGUCUCUUCAUCGCGGCGCCAACGACGAGCUUUGUCUCCUUCGGUAAAACACCGUACUUUCCUAUCUUGUACGCCUUCCGCAUCCCGGCCGCAGCCCAUCAAAGGUCGGGGAAAUUCAUCCUUGGCGAUUGAGCCGACAAGGGCGGAAGAGCAACUUUACGCCAGCGGGGCCAGAGCACUGGGCCAGGCCGCAGUAUCAGCAAAGACGGACAGAGACUCCCCAACGCCACUGGUCCAGUACUGUAGACUGAUAGAUACCGGGACGCUUCGGGGUGACGAGCACCAGACAAGGAUAAUUCAGAAAUUGCAGGACCUUCAUGACGAGUUGGUGCAUUAUACCCCACCGCUAACUCCAGACCCCUCUGCUUCCAACUCUCUGCUGUCCCGAAUCUUCUCUCGCAACGAUACAGGAACCGCUUCACCACCAGAAAAUGUACCCAAGGGUCUAUAUCUGUAUGGUGAUGUCGGGACGGGGAAGACUAUGCUCAUGGACUUGUUUUACAAUACCCUGCCUUCUCGCUUGAACCGCAAGCGACGUGUCCAUUUCCAUGCUUUCAUGAUAGACGUACAUAAACGACUGCAUGCAGCCAAGAUUGCAAUGGGGCACAGAGGCGGGGACCCAAUUAUACCUGUUGCGCGUGAUCUCGCUGGUCAAGCCUAUGUUCUCUGCUUUGAUGAGUUUCAGGUCACGGAUAUCGCGGACGCUAUGAUACUUCGACGACUCCUUGAGAAUUUGCUCACUCAUGGCGUUGUUUGCGUCAUUACCUCAAAUCGACAUCCCGAUGAACUUUACAAGAAUGGAAUCCAGCGUUCGAGUUUCAUACCCGCCAUAGAUCUCCUCAAGACACAUUUUAAAGUGACCGAUUUAGAUUCGGGGACUGAUUAUCGUCGAAUACCCCGUGCCCUUUCUAAAGUCUAUUACCACCCUCUCACACCUUCAAACGCCCUCGAGAUUAAUAAGAUAUUCAAGUCACUGACAUCGCAAGACCCUUCAGACCCGGUCGUACAUAACAGACCGCUCACGAUAUGGGGCCGGACGCUUCGCAUUCCAGAGAGUACGCAGCAUAUAGCAAAGUUUCAUUUCGAAGAGCUGUGCGGACAGCCACUAAGCGCUGCUGACUAUCUGGAAGUGACGAGGGCAUUCCAUACCGUUUUCUUGCUGGAUGUUCCUAAGAUGGGGUUGGACAGCAAGGACAAGGCAAGAAGAUUUAUUACUUUUAUCGACGCUUGUUAUGAGAGCAGGACGAAACUCUUCGUCACUUCGGAGGUACCUAUUCAUCAAGUAUUCUCCAGUGACAGGGCAGAUGCGGGCAAAGGCCCAUCAGAGCAUAUGCGGAGUGUCAUGGACGAUUUGGGCUUGUCCGAACAGCUCAUUGGCGCCAGUUCGAUGUUUUCGGGCGAGGAAGAGAUUUUUGCCUUUGCGAGAGCUUGUUCUAGGCUUGUGCAGAUGGGGAGCAAGGAGUGGACUGAGACAUCUGAGAGGCGGUGAUGUUGAUUUUGAAAGUGAGACGUUGAAUCUACUGUGAGUUUUGGAAACUGUUAUAUAUUGUAUCGAUUGUAAUCAUAUAUGGAUCUAUUUUAUGUCGUGG